Xenopus tropicalis (tropical clawed frog) is the source of this 4030-nucleotide messenger RNA. It is a transcript of the gene sec14l5, whose product is annotated as SEC14-like lipid binding 5. The transcript has 18 exons. Gene Ontology annotation, cellular component: cytoplasm. The record is from RefSeq and is a predicted model, not a curated record. Bases 236 to 2617 code for a protein of 793 amino acids. NCBI's taxonomy places the organism in Eukaryota, Metazoa, Chordata, Amphibia, Anura, Pipidae.
GCUUGGAUUUUAAAGCUUUGACGUCAGAGGAGGCUGUUUUGCGCCUGUGCGACUUGGUCAACCGGCUGCUCUGUGGAACCGGGGCCCGGCUGCGGGGUAUACGGACCGGUCAGCACGGAGAGAUGUGUUACAUGGAAUUGUUACACGUAUGAUCGGCCACCUUUGCUGCCAAUUAACCUGGGACUUAAUGAAGAUUCCUUUUAGGUAACUAACGUGCCAAAAAGAACAAGCAACCAUGGUGCAGAAAUACCAGUCGCCCGUCCGCGUGUAUAAGCACGGCUUUGAGCUGAUUAUGGCCGCGUACGAGCGGCGUUUCCCCACCUGUCCCCUCAUCCCCAUGUUUGUUGGCAGCGACCUAAUGAACGAAUACAAGAGUGAGGAUGGAGCUGUACAUAUCGUAGAGAGGCGCUGCAAGCUGGACGUGGAUGCUCCGCGCCUCUUGAAGAAAAUAGCUGGAGUGGAUUAUGUUUACUUUAUCCAGAAGAACUCUCUGAACCGCCAGGAGCGUACUCUGCACAUUGAGGCUUACAAUGAGACCUUCUCUAGUAGGAUUAUAGUCAAUGAGCACUGCUGUUACACUGUACACCCUGAUAAUGAAAACUGGACUUGCUUCGAACAGUCGGCCAGCCUGGACAUCAAGUCCUUCUUUGGAUUUGAGAGCACUGUGGAAAAGAUUGCAAUGAAGCAGUACACAACAAACAUAAAAAAGGGCAAAGAAAUCAUUGAAUAUUACUUGAACCAGUUGGAGCAGGAGGGUAUCACCUCCAUGCCUCGCUGGACUCCUGAAAUCGCUCAGCGGCAAGAAACCAAAACAGAUACCUCAGGCCGGGCCAUGUCUCCCCCUCAGAGCAUACCCACAAAAUCUGCCGAUGGGCCCAGCAGCAAAGAUGGCUUACCAUCCAGCCCCACCGCUGCAACCCAUGAGCUGAGCAGCACACCCGAUGAUAAGCUGGAUGCUGAUUACAUUAAACGUUACUUGGGAGAUCUCACCCCUCUUCAGGAAAGCUGCCUAAUCCGCCUGCGUCAGUGGCUACAGGAAACCCACAAGGGCAAAAUUCCCAAAGAUGAGCACAUAUUGAGAUUUUUGCGAGCCCGCGACUUCAACAUCGACAAAGCUCGGGAAAUCCUCUGCCAAUCCCUCACCUGGAGAAAGCAGCACCAUGUCGACUACCUGCUGAGCACGUGGGACCCUCCCCAGGUGUUACACGAUUACUAUGCUGGAGGCUGGCACCACCACGACAGAGAUGGGCGCCCGCUGUAUGUGCUGAGACUUGGACAGAUGGAUACCAAGGGUCUGGUCAGGGCACUUGGGGAAGAGUCCCUCCUUCGACAUGUGCUGUCAAUCAAUGAGGAAGGACUAAGGCGCUGUGAAGAGAACACGAACAUCUUUGGGCGCCCCAUCAGCUCUUGGACCUGUCUAGUUGACCUGGAAGGUCUAAACAUGAGGCAUCUAUGGAGGCCAGGAGUCAAAGCCUUGCUGCGCAUUAUUGAGGUUGUUGAAGCAAAUUACCCAGAGACCCUUGGUCGGUUACUGAUCCUGCGGGCUCCCAGAGUGUUUCCGGUCCUUUGGACUCUGGUCAGUCCCUUCAUUGAUGAGAAUACCAGAAAGAAAUUUCUUAUUUAUGCUGGGAAUGAUUACCAAGGUCCGGGUGGGCUGAUUGAUUACAUUGACAAAGAGGUCAUUCCUGACUUCCUGGGAGGGGAGUGUAUGUGUGAAGUGUCAGAGGGCGGAAUGGUCCCCAAGGCUCUCUACAGGACCCCAGAAGAACUAGAGAAUGAUGAUAUCCGAUUGUGGACAGAGACCAUAUAUCAAUCUGCUAGUGUAUUUAAGGGCUCACCGCAUGAGAUAUUGAUCCAGAUAGUUGAUGCCUCUUCUGUCAUCACCUGGGACUUUGAUGUGUGUAAAGGGGAUAUCGUGUUCAACAUCUACCAUUCCAAGCGGGCCCCCCAGGCGCCCAAGAGGGACACACUUGGAGCCCAUGGCAUCACCUCUCCUGUGGGCAACAAUGUGCAGCUGAUUGACAAAGCUUGGCAGUUGGGGCGGGAUUACAGCAUGGUGGAAUCUCCGCUAAUCUGCAAGGAAGGAGAGAGUGUGCAGGGUUCCCACGUGACCCGCUGGCCGGGUUUUUACAUCCUGCAGUGGAAGUUCCACAGUAUGCCAGCCUGUGCCACCAGUAGUCUCCCCCGGGUGGAGGAUGUGCUCGCCUCCCUUCAGGUCUCCUCUCACAAGUGCAAAGUCAUGUAUUACACAGAGAUCAUUGGCUCAGAGGAUUUCAGGGGCUCCAUGACCAGCCUGGAAUCCAGCCAUAGUGGCUUCUCUCAGCUCAGCGCUGCCACCACCUCCUCAAGCCAGUCACACUCCAGUUCCAUGGUUUCCAGAGAGCCCCUCCCUCUGUCUGAGUCAGCGCUCCCCUCUCUUAUUCACCCCCAAGACCUGAAGUCCAACCCGGAUGGGCUCCUCCGUUUCUCCCCCUCCUUCUGGGGCCAGCACUUUUCUACUCUCUACACACUCAGACCCCCCGUCUUCCUGCGCUGGCCCCCAUCCUGGCGCCUCCCAUUCAUCCGGGAGCCUGGGGGCCCACCUGCCAUCGAACCCGAGAGCACCGAUGCUUCCUGAGGUUGUGCUUGGAGGGGGUAGGCAGUCUGUAUUGAGGGGUUAUGCACCAGACAACUGUUUUCUCUCAGAUGCUACUCUCUUCUACAGCAGAAAGGCACCCUGACGUGGAACUGUUCUCAUUGUGGUUGUGUCUUAUUACUUUUUUCCAUGAUAGGCGUGGGCAUGUGAUGCUCGGUUACUCUCUUGCAAAUACCUGAGCGCUGUGAUAUCCAUAGGCAAUACACACAGAGCAUUACUGCAUGCAGGAGUAGGUAAGAUCAGCCAACGCUGGCAUUGCACAUUAAAGCCUGUUGGUGUGGGUUCUGCUGGCACACACACUUAAGGGCACAGGGUAUUAAAUCAAAAUACAAUUCCUUUCUGAGUUCUAGGCUUAUCCCAGUGACCCAAGUCAGGACUGUGGCAGUCCCAUCAGCGUGCACUUACCUGCAUAUAUCCUACCCAGGUCCUACACAAUGUAGGCUUUACAUUUUUUUUUGCCCCUUCCAUCUGCUUUUGAGAUGCUGAACUCUAGGCAGUAUGGGAGAGGUGCAGGCAUUCUCUGGGCAUAUUUGUCCAAUAAGAAUGUAGGAGUUUAAAGGCCAGGUCACUUUAAUAGAGGGGUAAAUCUGCCCGGUUUUACCCUCCACACCAGUGUAUCCCUGUCCUGUUUAGCCUAGAGAAUAAAUUGCUUUACAGGUGCCUCCUAGCUCCAGGAAUAGUAAUAAGGGGGUAGCAUACUGCACAACUACAUACAGGGGGCGCCAGCAUGCUCUUCAGACAUUAACUGCAUGCGUGAAACUUUGGUUUUGUAGGUAGCACCAAUCUUUAUCAUUGUGAUGCCGAUGUCACUUUCCUCCUGAAUAUAAGGGCUGAUUACCCACCAGCAAGGGCUGUGCCCUGCCUGCUGGGUACCCUCCACUCACCCCAUUCCCUUGUACUCACACGAGCACCUGUAUCACCGUCAGACACCCUCCCACACAAUAGGUGGCUGGGGGUAUUUUUUAUUUUAUAUAUUUAAUAAAAGCACAUUAUCUAUAGGUAGUGGGGUAGAUACCAUUCCUGUAUCUGGGGAGCCUCACUGCCUGGCACUGGAAGGAAUUCAUCCAAGAAGGUCUAACCUGCUCCUAUCCCAGAACUACAACUCCCAGCAUCUGCUGUGCUUUAGCCGCAGCCUAAGGGGAGCAGGCCUGACCCUCUGGAUAAAUACCAUGUAACACUUAUGGCUCAACUUUUUAUUUUUCUAACUUCUUCCUCCCCUCCAUUUUUUUUUUUUAUUUUAUAUAAAUCUGUAACUGUCCAAUUGCAUAUCAGUUGUCUGCUAUUGAGUUUAACUUGUGAUCUCACUCUCCAUUAUAUAACACUUCAGUAUCCUUUUUAAAUACAUUUUUUUAAAAAAACGUUCAUUGUAAUAAACAUUGACACUGUGUAAAUAGA